This is a messenger RNA of Caenorhabditis briggsae, 807 nucleotides long. The transcript has 2 exons. The record is from RefSeq and is a predicted model, not a curated record. Bases 1 to 807 code for a protein of 268 amino acids. Gene Ontology annotation, molecular function: DNA binding. NCBI's taxonomy places the organism in Eukaryota, Metazoa, Nematoda, Chromadorea, Rhabditida, Rhabditidae.
AUGUCUCGUGGCCAUUUGCUCACUGAUGCUGAAAAAGCCUUCAUCGACGCGUUCAAAACCUCUGGUUGGACCAACAGGGCUAUCGCGAAACAUCUAAAUCGUUCCCACGAUUGCAUUAAUCGUUUUGUAUCGAACCGGACCCGCAACAAUCAACCCAACAAGGCUGGACGUCCUCCAAAACUCAAUUCAAGAGCCAAACGAUCAAUCGUUCGUGUAAUUUUUUCGGACGAGAAAAAAUUCAAUCUUGAUGGACCCGACGGAUUCAAAUCGUACUGGCACGACUUGCGGAAGGAUCCAGCCGUUUUUGCCAAAAGGAAUUUCGGGGGAGGCAGUUUGAUGGUAUGGGGAGCAUUUGCUUCGGCUGGAUACUUGGAGCUCGCUUUCACCACUUGUCGAAUGAACUCCACAGACUACCAAGACGUUCUCCAGAACCACCUUAUCCCGUUUCGUCGUCGAUUCAGUCGCCGCCAGUUCAUUUUUCAGCAAGAUAAUGCUGCAAUCCAUGUCAGCCGCUCCACUUUGGACUGGUUCCAAUCGAAAAACAUCGAUGUCUUGCCAUGGCCAGCUUGCUCUCCAGAUCUGAAUCCGAUGGAAAAUGUUUGGGGCGAGCUGGUUCGUCGUCUUUACCGCCAUGGAAAGAAGUAUGCUAGUAUUGGAGAGCUUCGGGAUGCGCUGAUUGCUGAGUGGAGUCUGCUGGAGCAGGAGUUCAAGACUAAGAGCACCCAAUACAUCCAAAACCUUAUCAAAUCGAUGCCAAAUCGUCUCUUCGAUGUCAUUGCUGGUAAAGGUUCAUCCACAAAGUAUUGA